UAAAGAUGUUUGUGAAGGGGUUUUCUGGCGUUUCUUUGUACAAACCUUCUGGUUUGGUUUCCUGCUUCUUCCGACAGGGUUGGGUUUGGGUUGUUCCCUAUCCCAGAAUCUUGUUUUUCCGGCGGGGCGGAAUAUCUGGACACUCUCUUGCACUUGAUGAAUCAAGUAUGACUGGGGAAAGCAAGAUUGUGAGUAUUCUGUGGAUCUCUGAUUGAGUAUGACCCGGCUCGGUAUUCCGAUCAUCAACCGAACUGAUGCGAUUCAUGGGAACAACCCGGCGUUCUUGGUACAACAGAGGUCGCCGCCGGCCCGUCUCUAUCCCGUCGCCCUAGACUGCCUCCAUCUUCGCUGGCCGGCGUUCAUCGUACAGUAGAGGUCGCCGUCGGCUCGUCUCCAUCGCAUCCCGCAGGUCUCAAAGGUCGCCGGUCGUUCUUCCUCAUGUCUUUGGUGCGAGGUAAAAAUCCCUCCUUCAUAAUCUUGGCCUUUAAAUAUGUACUUGGUUCUUUGUGCUCCGAUCUUUUGGGAAUAUUGUAAUUUUUAAUUUUGUAGGGUCUCAAACUAUUCUUGAAAAUUAUUUGGUCCUAAAAUUAUCUUAAGUGUAAAUUUGGUCUCCGUGAUUUUUUACUGUGAAAUUUGGCAUUUGAUUAUUGAGGUUAUCGGUGUUCUGAAUACAUAGCCUGCAUCUUGAUAUUCACUGCAAAGCAGAAUUGGGGAUGUCUCCCACAUUUAUUCUUUCAGCAAAGGAAUUUCCUGUUCUGUAUAUACAGAUAGUCAGAAUAGCCACACAAACGUUUGAUAUCUAUACUUGAAUUGGGAAAGAUGCAUGUCCAGGUGAUAAAUGAUCUUCUUGUAUUGACUUAACAACAACAUUUAUAUUUUGGGUUAGAUGUAAUGCAUGUGCUAAGCAUUGAUCUUUUGCUCUCUAUUCUUAUGUCACUGCAACUGAUAAGGUAUAAUUUCUGUAUCUGAUAAUCUUUUUUUUUUUUUUUUUCAUGAACACAUUUCUUUUCUUCUUCUUCUUCUUCUUAUGCGGAGAGGUGAAGUGUGUGAACCUGUAUAAAUUUUCGGUUUAUGUUCGCCAGAUCUGAGCAAGACAGGGUGCUUGAACAGGAUGCUGUUCCUGAGACAGCUGGCUCUGGCCCUUCUGAAGAAUUAGCUGCAGACAUUCCACAGGAGAUAGAUGAGUAUGAACUUGUAGAUCCUGUUGAUAUUUUGACUCCCCUUGAGAAGUCUGGGUUUUGGGAAGGAGUGGUAGGUUCUCUGUUGCUAUCCAUUGUGCUUUUUAGCAACUUUUGAAUAUCUAUUACUUGACUAACAAUUGUUUUUUAGUAUUGAUACUUUUGUCUUAUUUUUGUGUUAGUGAAGUAUUGAGGCCCCAUAUGGCCAUAUAUUUAUUCUGCUUCUUUGUCUUUUACUUUUUGUUGAAGUAGCUGUAGCUGUUGAAGCCAUACAAGCAAUUGGAAAUCUUGCUAGGGGGACUAAGAACCCAUUUUUCAGCAAGCUCACGGUUCUUAUUACUGCCUGUUUUACUGGCAAGUUUGUGUAUUUUAGAGCUUAUAAUAAUUAUUUAUCUUGAUAAGAAUUUUUGGAUCUUAUAUUUUGCUUGCUGCAUAUGCCAUUUUAAGUGGUCAUUUAAAAAAAAAAAUCUUAUUGCAAUUUGCUUUGAUUACUAUUUCUUAGUAAUAAUAAGUUAAUGAACUUAUUCCUAGGGGUAUAGACUAUAACCAUUAACCCAAAUUUCACAUUUUCAGAGAGGAAAAUAAAUAUGAUUGAUUAGUUAAUAACUAAUCACUUUCUGAUUUAAAAAAAAAAACUAAUCACUUUCGAAAUUUCACAUUAACCCAAAGUGUUAUUAGAAAUUUUGAAUUGGUGUGUUGUGGUAGAUAGAAUUGGUGUGGUGUAGUGUACAUCUUAAAUUGAUUAAUGUCAAACUAUAUUAUUUGUUGAUAGUUAAGCUGGAAUGUAUAGGAAAA
This is a messenger RNA of Ipomoea triloba (trilobed morning glory), 1973 nucleotides long. Its product is annotated as protein MOR1-like. Bases 1072 to 1296 code for a protein of 74 amino acids. Lineage: Eukaryota; Viridiplantae; Streptophyta; Magnoliopsida; Solanales; Convolvulaceae. The transcript has 2 exons. The record is from RefSeq and is a predicted model, not a curated record.